Ambispora gerdemannii is the source of this 1068-nucleotide messenger RNA. The record is from the annotation of a GenBank genome assembly. Lineage: Eukaryota; Fungi; Glomeromycota; Glomeromycetes; Archaeosporales; Ambisporaceae.
AUGUCAACGAAUUUCUUUAAAAAACCAACAAUGAAACAGCCACUUCGAAGCGACGUGAUUCGAGUAGCGAUUAAUGAGGCGCGGUUUUCAUCUCCCGGAAAAGAUUUCAACGAAAAAGAAGCCAAACGAUUAAUCACUUUCAAUAAGGAUUCUCAUAAUCUUCGCAUAAAAGGACCCAGUUAUCUCUGUUCAAAGUGCAAACAAAUCGGCUGGACCAUGAGUCACUGUGAACACUGUCUUCGUGAUGCUUUAAAAAAGAACUUUGACAAUUGGACGUCGGGCAACGAGAUUAUUGAUAACGCUAUUCAGAAUGCACAGAUGCAAUUGCCACUGCCUCGAUAUCUGAUUGAAUGGAUACCGUAUGCGGACUUUGGCAAUAUUCAUUACAGGACCUGCGGAGGUUUUUCCUCGAUCUUCAACGCCGAAUGGAUUUGCGGUCGGAUAUAUUCGUUCGAUAGCGAUAGACUAGUUUUUGGACGGAGUCCGCCAGAGCCGGUCAUCCUCAAACGGUUUGAACGUUCUAACAAUGAAAAUAUUGAAUUCCUGGAAGAAACAAAUGCGAGCGGCUACAACGUGGUUCGAUGUUAUGGCGUCACGAAGGACCCUGAAACGGGAGAAUUUAUUCUGGUGAUGCCCGAAAUGAAACAAGAUCUGAUCCAUUAUUUACGCAUGUUGAUGUAUUAUGUGGUAAUGGGUCAUCCUCCAUUCCACAACCAUAAACACGAUUUGUAUCUGGCUAUCGACAUUUGCAGAGGCCUUCGCCCAAAGAUUUCCAGCGGUCUUCCAACUUCAUACAAAGCGUUAAUGGAACGUUGUUGGGACCCAGAUGCAGAAAAGCGGCCCUCCGCUAUGGAGCUCAAAGAUUACUUUCACGCUCAAGCUAAAGCUUCAUCGAUUGUAGCUAAGGAGGCUGCUAUGACAUUAGUAAAAAAGAAUAUUACUGAUAUUGCUGAUAUUGAUAUUACUGAUAAUUCGGACCAAAGUAAAAUUUACAACUUCGUUGAUCUUCAAGUGAUAAGGCAGAAGGGACCGAGUGGUUCAGAUACGUUUCAUCUGGACACUAUUUAA